UAAAAACUAGCACUUCGAGCCAAACUAGUAAAAUGGAUGUAGCAACUAAGGAGGGGCUGCUUUUUUUGCAAGGGGUCAAAUUUGGGAAGAAGAUAUGGCGUAAAAUCUGGCUGAUUUUAUUUGAGCCCAGCUCUGCAGGGAUUGGUCGCAUGGAGCUGUUUGAUAUACGUGAUGGAGGGGGCUUAAAGGGGUUAACCAUUGCUAGGCCUAAAGGGCUCCGUAAGACAGACAGACGGGUGAUUUACCUGACAGACUGUCUAAGCAUCACUCCAGCCCCAGGAGAGAGCUGUCCCAAAGAUUGCUCCACCUUCUUUUUAAACACCAUCUCUUGCACCUACACCAUUGCCGCACCCACACAGGAAGACUGGAUAUCUGUUCUCUGCCAGCUGGCCUUUCAGAAGACAAAUGGAACUGAAGAUUGCAGGAAGGUCCAGAGAGAUAAAUACAUGCAACUGGCUGACAAUGAACUGUACUCAACUUGGGGUGCAGGCCAGUUCCAGGUGACAGUGCAGAGCACAGAUGCGUCUCAGAGGUGCAGGAUGUCUGGCUCAUACCUGCUGUCUUGUGAAAAAGAGGCGAUUUGCCUGCUGGACCUGAAGACAGGACAGGCCAUCUCUCAGUGGCCCUACAGGCUUCUCAGAAGAUUUGGCCAAGUCAAGGGAGGAAUCAUGAUUGAGGCUGGUCGUCGCUGCCACACGGGAGAGGGUCAGUUCAUUUUCAUGUCCAAACAGGGGUCUCAAAUACACAGAGCCAUUGAAGAGGCAAUCAUGCACCAGAGUGUCCAAGAACUGCUAGCACAAGCCACCACUCUUCCGGAGUUUGUAUCCCAGCCCCCUUCACCUAAAAUCAAAACACAGGACAGACCUAUGCUUGCUUUAAUCAAAACAAGUCAAGAAAGACCCUGCCCAGAGGUACAACGCAAACAAGGUCAGCAAAUUCACAAAGCUAUUGGGGAGGCUCUCAUUCAUCAGAGUGUUCCAGAUCUGCUGGCACCAUUCACCCCUCUUCAAAAGGAUUCCCUACCCCCGUCAUCCUCGCCUAAACUCAAACCACAGGAGAGAUCUAAGGACAAACUUAAGGUUAGUAAGCAACCUUUAGUCAACAUGAAUCAGGACAGACCUUGCCCACCUUUACCACAGAGACAUGUGCAACCAGUAUACAUGGCCAUUGAGGAGGCUCUCAUGCACCAGAGUGUCCAAGAGACACCAUCUAACCUUCUUCCACAAGCCCCUCCGCACCCGCCAUCCAUGCCUAAAGCCAAACCACAGUACAGGGCCAGUGUUGAUAAGCAUCCUCCAACCAACAUAAAUCUGGAAAGACCCCUCCCAGAGGUACCAUGCAGAAACAUCUCCUUUCCAGAUCCUCCCUCUGUCAAAGGCCCUGUGAGAAGCCCAGAUGAUUCCUUGUAUGCCACUCUUGCACCACAAUCAAAACCUAGAGUAAACACAAAUCUCCCAAAAGUCCCAGUGCCUCCUAGUCCACCAACACACUUUAGAAUUCACAUUAAACAGGAUGCACAUGAAAUCACAGAUAAAGUGGUAAAAUCGUGGACUUCAUUGCAAGAGCCUUCUGAGAACAAAAAGGAGGACGAUCCCUAUACUAACUGGACUGCUAUGACAAUGGCCGAUCAGGACCAAGUGAACACCCAGGCACUAUACAGCACAGUGAAUUUCACUACUAAACAGAAGAAUAGACAGAUUGAUGAUAAUGAUGGUCAAGAACAGCCCAACACAGACCAGCAAAAUCAUGUGACCACUUCCACGGAAAUCCCUGUCGACUUCAAACAGACCCUUUCUAACAUCUUGUUUAAAGAGCUGUCCAAGAUUCCACCCCCAUUCCCUCCCAGGUCGCAUGGAGGAAGUUUCGAUCAUCUAGAAAGUCUAGAAGAGCAGAUGACUGACUAAUGUUUCUAUACCGACUGUUAGGGUUAAUGUCACUGCUAAUUAAAGUUGAAGUCAUCGUGAAAUAAAAAUGGACACUUUUUGCUUACUUAAUACACAUUAUUUGAGAAAGAUUCAUCAGUACCCUGAUGAAUUUAUUCCAAACCAUAAAAUCAGCCUGAUCUCAUGAAAUUGCAAACCAAAAUGAUGUACCUUUUUACAUGUUUGGCUGCAGUUUCCAAGUGAAGUGUCCAGUGGGGGGUGUCAAAAAGCAAGUUAAUUAUGUUGUAAUGAGACAAGGAAUUUAAGCUGAAUAUUACAUGGAUGUUUUUAUGAGUAAAAUGUACCACCCUAACCUAAAACUUUAGCCUAAACCUAACCAACAGUGACCUAAAAGAUAAAUGAGAGGUGAACAAAACCCCUAAACCUAACUGAUAAUGUUUUAAAAGUAAAUUCGUCAUGAAAAGCAUUUUCUGAAGCAACCGUGCAUUUUUGUGACUCUUCUAUGGCACUUUCGCUUCAAGCAUCCUUGACUGAGCUCGAAGCCCAGUCUCCGAGACCAACACUCUAUCAUGUGAGCUAGAACAUAAGCUAAUCAUGUUGGUGUAAAUGUAGAUGUGUCUGUAAUACAAGAAUUAAAAUUUAUAAUUUUUCAAAUAAUGCGUUUUUCAUAGCAGGGUGUGAGUAAUUGAGCAAAAAAUCCAGAGUACCAGUGAUUUGUGUGAAAGUGAAUAAAUGCAAAGUUGUUGUAGUGCUUCUAGUGUCAAGUCAUGUAAUUAUUAUUUGUAUAGUGCUUUUCACAACACACAUUGUUUUAAAGCAGCAUUACAGAAAAUCAUUCAUUAAUAGAAAAUGGAAACUGUAACAUAUAUAAAGUCUUAGAAAGUCUAUUGAGUCAUCAUUGUAUAGUUUAAUUAACAAUUAUUGUAAAUUGUGUAUAAAAAUAAAUAUGUAAAUAAUUAUAUCCUAAUUGUAUUUAUAAUCCCAGUAAGCAAGCCGAAGGCGACUGUGGCAAAACUCCAUAAGAUGUUGGUUAAUGGAGAAAAAUAACCUUGGGAGAAACCAGGCUAAAAUGCGGCCUAAAAUCUGACUGAUAUUGUCCGUUGUAGUGCGAAGGAGGGCGGGGCAGCUGCCUGUAGGUCUCUCUCUCUCUCUCGAACUGCCAUCUCUGGUCGCUUUUAUCCCUCGCUUGCCUCAUCAGGCUGAUUGGGGUCCUUGGGGGCUUUUGAUGUUUCUGUAAGUUUUGUAAGCUCUUCAUGACCAAUAACGAAGUUGUUUUUGAGGAAAAUUAUGAGAUAUUGUUUUCUGUGUUACUGUGACAUAUGAUUGCAUAAUUCCAAUUUUAUUUCUGAUUAUUUUUUAUUUCAUUUUUAUCGGUAAAGAUAUUCAUGAAGUCAUUACUAUUGUGCUGCGAUGAAAUAUCUGGUUCAGUCAAGACUUUAUUCCUAACCAAUUUUGCUGCAUUUAUGCCCUUUUUGGAGCUCAAAGGUUUUGCACCACAUUGACAUACAUUGCUAGGGCAAAAUAUUCUUCAAAAUAUCUUAAUUAUUGUUCCACAGAAGAAGGAAAUAGACAAGUUUAGGAUGGGAGAAAAAUGAUGAGAAAAUUUUCACUUUUGGGUGAACUAUCCCUUUAAAACUCGCUUGUCACACAUAUACCUAAAUUUAAAGUCAACAUGAAACAUAUUCGCACCCCAUUUUAGACAUGUAAGUGCAUUGUUUAUUAUUAAUGUUUCUUUGAGAGUGUUUAUAGCAACUAUUUAAUACCGUAAUGUGUGCUGAUUCAUUCUAAUGCUAAUCAUAACUGUUUGUGGAAGACAUCAUUUGUAUAAUGUUUGUCUAGUGUUAAGUGACUAUUCACACUGUAAUCAUUUAUUGGCUACCGUUGAUUACUUUAUUAUGAGAAUAUUGUUCUAAUGUCCUUGCUUAUGAGCAUACUGCUGUACUAAUUCAUGAUGAUGAUAUUAUUGCAGUUAAUAAUUAUUCCUUCUCUCUGUUUAUUUUAGAACCACACACAAACACACAUAUAAAUGCAUAUUGUGUAGACUGGAACUAAAGAGAGAUAUACCUGUAUGCCAUACCGUGCUGAUUGCUGUUUCCUUAUUCCUAAGUAUUGAAGUAAACCCAUA
Molecule: messenger RNA, 4008 nt
Organism: Xyrauchen texanus (razorback sucker)
Lineage: Eukaryota; Metazoa; Chordata; Actinopteri; Cypriniformes; Catostomidae
Exons: 5
Coding region: 33-1904 (623 amino acids)
Biological process (GO): positive regulation of MAPK cascade; cell surface receptor protein tyrosine kinase signaling pathway
Cellular component (GO): cytoplasm
Source: RefSeq, a predicted model, not a curated record